This is a messenger RNA of Nakaseomyces glabratus, 633 nucleotides long. RefSeq names its product YbhB/YbcL family Raf kinase inhibitor-like protein. Gene Ontology annotation, biological process: regulation of Ras protein signal transduction; regulation of proteolysis. The record is from RefSeq and is a predicted model, not a curated record. Gene Ontology annotation, molecular function: peptidase inhibitor activity; phospholipid binding. Lineage: Eukaryota; Fungi; Ascomycota; Saccharomycetes; Saccharomycetales; Saccharomycetaceae.
AUGAACUACAGCGUCAACACUACACAGGCUAUUGUAGACCCUUUGAAGAAGCACGAGGUCAUCCCCGAUGUGGUUCCUGACUUUGAGCCACAGGGGUUCCUCACCAUUGAGUACCCACACAGCAACUCCGUAACCCUCGGCAACGACAUCAGCGUCCCAAUGGCCAGCUCGCUGCCCGAGAUCACUUACACUUCCACCUCCGGCGUGAGCGACCCGGACAACGACAGGUUCAUCGUGGUCCUCACAGACCCGGACGCGCCUUCCCGCACGGACCACAAGUGGUCCGAGUACUGCCACUACGUCAGAACAGACAUACAGCUGGUGCCUAACAACAAGCUCGCCUCGGCUGCAGGUGCCGCCGGCGGCGUCUCCCGCGAGUUUGUCUGCGCCGACCUCAACGCAAACGGCAACACCCUGGUGGAGUACAUGGGGCCGGCACCUCCUAAGGGCACCGGCAAGCACAGGUACGUGUUCCUUCUGUACAGACAGAACGCGCCCUCUUCCCAGCUGACAAAGAUCAAGGAUAGAGCCAACUGGGGAUACGGCGAGCCUGCCGUCGGCGCCGACAAGUGGGCCAAGGAGAACAAGCUAGAGCUUUUGGCUGCUAACUUCUUCUUCGCCGAAAACGCUUAA